AUUUUUUUUGUUUUGUUUUUAAAGAUGUUUCAGGACUGAGGCGUCAACGUUGAUCUGUUCUGUACUGACAUGGAAGAAACGAAGUUGACUCUUUGACAGAUUUUACGCGGUGAACAUUUACGUACAGGACAUUUGGUGAUGUCAGAGAGAAGACUGUCCUGACGGCCCAGAGACAAACAUGAAGUGUGAUCUUCAGUCUCCGUCUACUGGACUAAACAAAGAUGGAGGGCAGCAUCCUCCAGUGCUGAAGUCCGACUCCAGUCAUGACGACCCUCCUCAUCAGCUCCAUCAUCUCCCCCACUCUGACUCUUCCUCCACGCACCUAACUGAUGAUGGAUCUGUUCGGCAGAGGAGAGCUGGGACUGCUGGGAGGGGGAGGGGGCGAUGGGCUGAGAGACGACAUGGUCGUUCCCGGGAUCAGUUGGUCGGCCAAUCGGCUGCCGGACGACAUGUAUCCGUCCUCGGGACUGGCUCUGGCGGCCGCGUAUCAUGACAUCAAGACGCGACUGGCCAGUCUGGAGAGAGAGAACAGCAGCAUCAAGAGGAAACUGAAGCACUACGAGAUCAAGUUUCCCAUGAUCAGUGAAUUUGGCGAGGAGAGGCUGGUGUGUUGCUCCUGUGGACCAAUCAUGAAGGAGACCAGUGUGAUCCAAUCAGAGACCACCAACCUACAGCAGAGGGUCAACUCUCUGACUCAGGAGCUGCAGAAGAGUAAAGAGAGAGAGGAGAGGUUAGAGGAGGUCAUCCAGGCGUACGAGAAGAUUCACCUGGAGAAAAGCAACGUCCAGAGAGACCUGGACAAGAUGACCACUCUGGCGGAGCAGCACAUGGAGCGGAUCUGCAGUUUGGAGUCGGCUCUCAGACAGAGAGACACUUCCCUCCAGAAGCUCAGCGCGCAGCUACGCAGCAAAGAUGCCCAGCAGCCGCCGGUCCACGCCAGCCUGGACGUUCCCAGAGGUGCGUUCUGGUAAAACAA
This is a messenger RNA of Cynoglossus semilaevis (tongue sole), 976 nucleotides long. RefSeq names its product TANK-binding kinase 1-binding protein 1-like. NCBI's taxonomy places the organism in Eukaryota, Metazoa, Chordata, Actinopteri, Pleuronectiformes, Cynoglossidae. The record is from RefSeq and is a predicted model, not a curated record. The transcript is spliced from 6 exons. Bases 330 to 971 code for a protein of 213 amino acids. Gene Ontology annotation, cellular component: cytoplasm.